Trichophyton verrucosum HKI 0517 is the source of this 2346-nucleotide messenger RNA. RefSeq lists its product as uncharacterized. Lineage: Eukaryota; Fungi; Ascomycota; Eurotiomycetes; Onygenales; Arthrodermataceae. Gene Ontology annotation, molecular function: RNA binding. The transcript is spliced from 7 exons. The coding region runs from base 1 to 2346 and encodes 781 amino acids. Gene Ontology annotation, cellular component: nucleus. The record is from RefSeq and is a predicted model, not a curated record.
AUGGCAGACGCACUCUGCGGCCCUUCAAAUGCUCUACAGAACUUCCAGAAACAUGCUUCUGUAGACCGGACCCUUCAGCAGGAUAGGAUCUCUACGCGACAGUCUCCUGCUCAGGGGUUUCGAUCAAAUACGUCGUCCCAGGGACAACUAGAUGCAGCGUUCAAUGCUUUCGAAGCUGGCCACUCGGCCCCGUUGCUAGAUCAGCCAAAUAAUAUAAACACCUUCCUACCUCCGCCUCCCCAGUUCGCGCCCCAGCCGGCUGCAGACGUUUCCAGCUGGGCUACUGAUUUCCAAAACCUGCAUAUUGCCGGACCGCAGUUACAGCAACCACUACAUCAGACCAAAGUUGAUACGCCUCCAUUUCAAGCUAGCUUGGCCGGCCGUCACCAUGAGCCCGCGCGUGGGGUGCAGCAAACCCCACAGUCUUCCAUGUUCCAGGGGAGUAUGGGUUACCGACCUGGAAUGGGCAUGUUGAGUAAUCCCGGAUUUGCUCGACCAGAUAAUUAUACACCGGCCACUACUGAAAACUUGCAAAGCCAGUCGAAGCCAGCCGAGGUCUUUGACGAUUCUGCCUUUGAAGCGGCAUUUGCGGAGGCCCGCGCAGAAAUUGAGUUACAGGAAUCUGCGCGGCAACAGGAGAAUUUAGAAGUGACACCAGAGGUAUCAGAGCCAGCGCCACUUGAGACCAUUAGAAUCGGUUCCGACAAUAUACCCGCCCAGCUUAAAGAAGGCAUGAACGAGUCUGAUGAACUGUCCAAGACGGCGGGAGAGCUACUUGACCGUGUGAGCCAUGAUCAAAGCCAGAAGUUCAAACAGAGCAACUUCCUUGCUUUGAUGAGACAGCUCCGUGACCGCGAAAUUGUCGUCGACGGUGACGAGUUCCGCAAAGUGCAACAGCCUUUACACCCCGGCGGACCCUUGUACCCGGAGCAGAGCAAGGUAUCCGGAACCCUUCCCGUAGAUCUAGACUCAACAGAGCACAGUGAAGCCAGCCCUGGCUUGCGCGUUCUCUUUUGGGGAUACUCAGUUGCGAAGUCCCCCCCCGAUCUCAGCACCGUGGAUAACAACAGAAAUUCACGCAUCAACCCUCCCCCUCGUCACUCUCUACCGUCCGGUUCUUCAUCGUCAUCAAGCGCUCUCUCGCCUCUUCCGCCGUCGUUUUCGUCUCUCUACUCGAGCGCAGACCACGAAGAAGAGGAAGUCGGCCUUGACCGGUUCAACAACCCUUCACCCUCAGUCGCCGAGUCAGGGGCAUCUUCACCACCCGCUUUUGCUCCGGCGCCUCCGUUCGAGGAAGCUUCUCCGUCCUCAGCACCAGUCACUCCUCGAGUAGUCACUGAGACCAAGGCCGAGCUUUCUAGAGACAAGGGCGAGUCGUCUGGCAAAGGUCAGGACGACGGUGAGCCUCCGCCUCCGUACACCGAGGGGUCUAUCCCACUCAAGUCCUUUACAUACGUGAUGGCGGCCGCAGGAGGGGCAUCGAGUAUCAUCACACAGGUCCAGCAGACUGGUGGGCCUCCGCUGAACUCCCUUGGAGAUAUCGGCGGAGAUGAGCACAUAACGCUGGAUCUGCGUGGCAUGAGAUUCACUCUCUCCCGCGACGAGCUCCUUACAUUGCCCGAGUUUGUUCUACUGUCCCUGUUUCCCAACGGACUGCUGCCAGAUGGACACAUGGGCUCGUUCCACGAGGGAGACGUAUACCCAGUCGACUAUGAUCCGCUAUCGCUUCAAUACAUGCUAGAUUUCUUCCGAGCUGUUGCUCAGUCAAUCCCGUCUUCUUCACCUUCUCCAACUACAUCACCCACUGUUGAGGCGGCUGAUCCCAUCCCGAACCCUGCGCGAGACAUGCUGCAGGAUCGUGCUGGAAUCAUCGUCCUGCGCGAAGACCUAGAUUUCUACGCCAUCCCUCCAACUGCGGAGAUUGAGCAUCCUGAGAUGAUGGAGAUCAAGCGAGCUGCCGGCCGUGCCUUACUCAAGCAGGAUGGGAUCUUCUCAGGACUACGGAAAAGUGAUGAGCCUGGAUCCACCGAACAACAUCUCAUUGAAAUGCUAACUGCAGGGGGAUUCAACCAUGAUGACAGAUGGGGCCAUCGUGCUGGCGAGCCAAACAAGGCUGUGAUAUGUAGCCUGGCGCUGGCCAAGCUACGGACCGACAUCAGAGGCGAUAUGGCCAAUAGCAAUGCUGUCGGCAUGGCACAGAAGCUGCUCCUAUUCUGGAGAAAGCCAGCUCGGCGAUGCUGGUGGGAAGGUGUCGAGCUUGAGAACGUCGAGGGGGUAGAAGGUAAACUAAAAGUCUGGAUCCGGAGAGUGUGGACCCUAGAAAUGAGUGUUAUCGGCCUCCGCUGA